Messenger RNA from Hymenoscyphus albidus, 2366 nucleotides. Lineage: Eukaryota; Fungi; Ascomycota; Leotiomycetes; Helotiales; Helotiaceae. The record is from the annotation of a GenBank genome assembly.
GAAAAAUCCAGAGCCCUGAAAACGUGACCUGAAAGCCGAGGCAGCCAUAAAUAGACUUUGUGACCCGAAAUGUAGACGAGUCUAACUGAAUCAGGCAGGAGGAACGUUCAACAUCACGCUCAGAAGGUGUUUCUGGUUCUGCAGCUGUCCUUCAUUUCGUAAUAUUACUCGAGGGCAUUCCUUCCACGUUCCAGAAUAGAGUCGAUGACUUCAUUGCUCUCUUUCGCCAGAAAAAUACGAGCUUUGACAUCUACCCCUCACAAGAGCCUCCGUCCCCGCGAUCGAAUGCUUGUCAAAAACACAUUCACGAUCAACAUGCAGCCUCCUCGGGAUCCCAAUACUUUGUCCAAUUACAACCACUGGAAAACCAAGAAUACCUUGGCUGAUCUGUCUGUGGACUUCAAAAAGCAGUGCCUCAAGGGCAGUGUCACGUUGCAGCUGGAAUCCAUCACCGAGAAGGAAUCUGAGGAGAUUGUCCUGGAUACCAGCUUCUUGGAUAUCCAGGCGAUCACGGUAAAUGGAGAGAAAACCAAAGAUUGGACGGUUGCCGAAAGAUCGGAGCCUUAUGGUAGCCCUCUUUUGAUCAAGGUUCCAGGCGGAAAACCAAAGGGGCAAGUUGUCGAUGUCCAAAUUGCCGUGUCCACGACGGAGAAAUGUACAGCUCUGCAAUGGUUUUCGGCAUCUCAAACUUCCAACAAGAAAUUCCCGUACAUGUUCUCUCAGUGUCAGGCAAUCCACAAUCGAUCUCUCUUUCCUUGCCAAGAUACUCCAGAUGUGAAGAGCACUUAUACCUUCAAAAUCCGUUCACCCCUACCAGUUAUAGCUAGUGGGCUUCCAACUGGGUCAUCAUCUUUCGAGCAUGGCGAAAAUGGUGAGCCGGGCACAUUGCUCUACUCAUUCCGUCAAGAUAUUCCAAUGCCAUCAUAUCUGUUUGCCUUAGCAUCUGGUGACAUUGCAACUGCGUCCAUUGGACCAAGAUCUCUCGUUUCUACCGGCCCCGAAGAGCUUUUGGCUGCAAAAUGGGAGCUGGAAGAAGGCACCGAGAGAUUCAUUGAGAUUGCAGAGAAGUUGAUCUAUCCUUAUGCGUGGACUCAAUACAAUGUUCUGGUAUUACCUCCUAGUUUUCCCUAUGGAGGUAUGGAAAAUCCGGUAUUCACGUAUGCUACCCCGACUGUCAUUAGUGGUGACCGAGAGAACGUGGAUGUCAUUGCUCAUGAAUUGAGUCACUCUUGGAGUGGAAAUUUGGUUUCAGCAGCAAGUUGGGAACAUUUGUAAGUUUUGUGAUUUUAUUGUAACAAUAUUUUCCACUACGCACAGUGAUUUACUGACUCUCAACAGCUGGUUGAACGAGGGCUGGACAACCUACCUCGAAAGACGCAUUGGAGCCGCUGUUCAUGGAGAACCCCAUAGAGACUUUUCAGCCAUCAUUGGAUGGAAGGCCCUAGGUAAGAUCUCAAAGGCAUUGAUUCGAUUUCAACUAUACUGACCACAUGCCAGAGGACUCUGUUAAGCUUUUCGGUCCCGACCAUGAAUUCACCAAGCUUGUUGUUGACCUCAAAGGCAAAGAUCCCGACGACGCAUUCUCCACUGUUCCAUACGAUAAGGUCAACUUCUAACUCACUAAUUUGUUUGUAUUUUCAACUAACCUUCUUAGGGGUUUCACUUCCUUUACUACCUAGAGAAGCUCGUAGGAAUUGACAAGUGGGAUAAAUUCAUUCCUCACUAUUUCACAACCUGGAAGGAGAAAUCUUUGGAUUCAUACGAGUUCAAGGCUACUCUCCUUGACUUUUUCGCAUCCGACAAGGAAGCAGCGACCAAAUUAGAAUCUGUCGAUUGGGAUACAUGGUUCUUCAAGCCUGGACUGCCACCGAAGCCUGAUUUUGAUACCAGCAUGGUGGACAAAUGCUAUGCCUUAGCUGAUAAAUGGGAAUCAAAAGUACGUCAAGCAAGGCCCAUUUUUAGAUAAUGAUCUAACACUGCACCAGGAUUACGUCCCGAAAGCCUCAGACAUUGAAGGCUGGGCUGCAAACCAAACAGUUGUCUUCCUCGAAAAGGUCCAGAGCUUCGAGACACCAAUUACUCCCUCCCAAUCCAAGGCAAUGGGCGAAGCGUACUCGCUAGUCAACACCCGCAACGUUGAGCUCUCAGCCAGAUACUUUGGCAUCGGCAUGACCAGCAAGGAUGAGAGCGUUUAUCAACCCGCCGCAGAGCUUCUAGGUAAGGUGGGUAGAAUGAAGUUCGUCAGACCGCUGUAUCGAAAGUUGAAUGUCGUUGAUCGUACCUUGGCAUUGGCGACCUUUGAGAAGAAUAAGGAUUUCUAUCAUCCGAUUUGUAGGGGGAUGGUGGAGAAGGAUUUGGGUCUUUGA